GCGGCGGCCGCGCUGCCGGGGGCUGCGGGCGAUGACCAUGCUGAUCUGUCUUUUCAGACAGGCCUGGGAGGUACCCUUCAGAAAUACAACUGGAAAAUGCAGCUGAAAUCCAGUAGCACUCUGCCUGUCUCUCUGACUGAAAUAAAAAGCGGCAUGCUCACCAUGAAGAGACUUUUCAGCACUUCACACUCAUCAGUGGAUUCAAAGGAAAUGAAAAAAUUCCAGCUCCUCGCACAUAAGUGGUGGGAUGAAGAAGGAGAAUAUUCAGCCCUUCAUUCUAUGAAUGACAUUAGAGUGCCAUUUAUUAGAGAUACUCUGUUGAACAUGAGUAGUAAUUAUCAUCUGGGAAAUCCGCUUUCUGGAGUAAAGAUUCUUGAUGUUGGCUGUGGUGGUGGACUGCUCAGUGAGCCUCUAGGUAGACUGGGAGCUUCCGUUACUGGAAUUGAUCCUCUGGAGGACAACAUUAGAACAGCAGAUCAACACAAGUCAUUUGAUCCGGUCCUGGCCAAGAGAAUACAGUACAAGUCCAGUUCACUGGAGGAGAUUGUGGAAGAGUGUAUGGAAACCUUUGACGUAAUCGUAGCUUCUGAAGUAGUGGAGCAUGUAGCUGACCUCGAAAUGUUUAUCAAGUGUUGUUCUCAGGUGUUAAAGCCUGAAGGUUCUUUAUUCAUUACUACAAUCAAUAAAACACAGUUGUCCUAUGUCCUGGGAGUUGUGGUUGCAGAAAAAAUCAUAGGCAUUGUACCAGAAGGAACACAUGAGUGGGAGAAGUUUGUUCCCCCUGAAGAGCUGGAGCGCCUCCUGGAAUCAAAUGGCUUUUCAGUCAAGACUGUGAAUGGGAUGUUGUAUAAUCCCCUCUCGGGGUCAUGGAGCUGGAUGGAAAGCACAAGUGUUAACUAUGCAAUGCACGCUGUGAAAUCUGGGGUUCAGGGACAGUCAAGCCCAACAGACGACCUAGGAGGGGAAAAAAAAAAAGAGCAGCAAGCCUUUUCUGUUGGGCCGUGCUUUUUCUACAGCUGCUGUGAGCAAACUGUGCAGUGGUGGAAGAAAAGUCUCCCAGACCAGAGUGCCUCAGCUGUCAGAAGCCUCUUUGCCAUCAAAGUACUUGUAUCUGUGCCUAUUAUUUCAAAUUUCUCCUACCCAAAUAAAGGGAAGUAAAGUUGCAGGUAAAAUUUUACUAAGCAACCAGAGCUUUAUGCUAGAAAAAUGGUACAUUAGCAGCCUGUCCUAGAAUUGAAGUGCCAUACCUACUCAGUCUUAAAGUCUAGUGCCAGGUUAAGGAAAAAUGUUGAUCUGCAAUGAAAUAGGACUUUCUAAAUAAAAUGUCUUGUGUGUA
This is a messenger RNA of Gavia stellata (red-throated loon), 1336 nucleotides long. RefSeq names its product coenzyme Q3, methyltransferase (gene COQ3). The transcript has 8 exons. Gene Ontology annotation, biological process: ubiquinone biosynthetic process. Bases 97 to 1158 code for a protein of 353 amino acids. The record is from RefSeq and is a predicted model, not a curated record. Gene Ontology annotation, molecular function: 2-methoxy-6-polyprenyl-1,4-benzoquinol methyltransferase activity. Lineage: Eukaryota; Metazoa; Chordata; Aves; Gaviiformes; Gaviidae.